Molecule: messenger RNA, 3455 nt
Organism: Orycteropus afer afer
Lineage: Eukaryota; Metazoa; Chordata; Mammalia; Tubulidentata; Orycteropodidae
Source: RefSeq, a predicted model, not a curated record
UCGCUUUUCAAGCAUCUUCCCUCCGCCCAGCUUACUGCCAGCUGCGUGGGCUCCAGCUUCGUGCGUUUGCUUUGGAAUGCUCCACAACUCGGCAGCGACUGAGGAAAGCGCAUAAGAAUUUGCUCGGCGUGCUCUCACUGGGCAUCGCACCGACCCUCUAGUGCUUGGAUCUGAUCGUCCUUCAGCCAGAAGACUGCAACUUUCCAGAGAGAAACAAAAUAGCAUGACAUGAAAUAUGGCUCAGUUUUAUUACAAACGAAAUGUGAAUGCCCCCUACCGAGAUCGCAUCCCUCUACGGAUAGUCCGUGCAGAAUCAGAACUCUCACCAUCAGAAAAAGCCUAUUUGAAUGCUGUGGAGAAGGGAGAUUAUGCAAGUGUCAAAAAAUCCCUAGAGGAAGCUGAGAUUUAUUUUAAAAUCAAUAUUAAUUGCAUUGAUCCUCUUGGAAGAACUGCUCUUCUCAUUGCAAUUGAAAAUGAGAACCUGGAGCUCAUUGAACUACUCUUAAGCUUUAAUGUUUAUGUUGGAGAUGCGCUAUUACAUGCUAUCAGAAAAGAAGUCGUCGGAGCUGUUGAGCUGCUACUGAACCACAAAAAGCCAAGUGGGGAAAAACAGGUGCCUCCCAUACUCCUGGAUAAGCAGUUCUCAGAAUUCACUCCAGACAUAACACCAAUAAUUCUGGCAGCCCAUACAAAUAAUUAUGAGAUAAUAAAACUUUUAGUUCAGAAGGGAGUCUCAGUGCCCCGGCCCCAUGAGGUCCGCUGUAAUUGUGUUGAAUGUGUCUCAAGUUCAGAUGUGGACAGUCUUCGCCACUCACGCUCAAGACUCAACAUCUACAAGGCCCUGGCCAGCCCUUCGCUCAUUGCUCUGUCUAGUGAAGACCCUUUCCUCACAGCCUUUCAGUUAAGUUGGGAGUUACAGGAACUUAGUAAGGUAGAAAAUGAAUUCAAGUCAGAGUAUGAGGAAUUGUCACGGCAAUGUAAGCAAUUUGCAAAGGACCUUCUGGAUCAGACAAGAAGUUCCAGAGAACUGGAAAUCAUUCUUAAUUACCGAGAUGACAAUAGUUUGAUAGAAGAACAAAGUGGAAAUGAUCUUGCAAGAUUAAAAUUGGCUAUUAAGUACCGUCAAAAAGAGUUUGUUGCCCAGCCAAAUUGCCAACAGCUACUUGCAUCUCGCUGGUAUGAUGAGUUCCCUGGCUGGCGGAGAAGACACUGGGCAGUGAAGAUGGUGACAUGUUUCAUAAUAGGACUUCUUUUUCCUGUCUUCUCUGUGUGCUACCUUAUAGCUCCUAAAAGCCCACUUGGACUGUUCAUCAGAAAGCCAUUUAUCAAGUUUAUCUGCCAUACAGCUUCCUAUUUGACUUUUCUGUUCCUACUGCUGCUUGCCUCUCAACACAUCGACAGGUCAGAUUUGAACAGGCAAGGUCCACCACCAACCAUCGUCGAGUGGAUGAUAUUACCGUGGGUCCUGGGUUUUAUAUGGGGAGAAAUUAAGCAAAUGUGGGAUGGUGGACUCCAAGAUUACAUCCAUGAUUGGUGGAAUCUAAUGGAUUUUGUGAUGAACUCCUUAUAUUUAGCAACAAUCUCCUUGAAAAUUGUUGCAUUUGUAAAGUACAGUGCUCUUAAUCCACGAGAAUCUUGGGACAUGUGGCAUCCCACUCUGGUGGCCGAGGCAUUAUUUGCUAUUGCAAACAUCUUCAGCUCUCUGCGCCUGAUCUCAUUGUUUACUGCGAAUUCUCACCUGGGACCUCUGCAAAUAUCUCUAGGAAGAAUGCUCCUUGAUAUUUUGAAGUUUCUAUUCAUAUAUUGCCUUGUCUUGCUAGCCUUUGCAAAUGGCCUAAAUCAAUUGUACUUCUAUUAUGAAGAAACAAAAGGGUUAAGCUGCAAAGGCAUACGAUGUGAAAAGCAGAAUAAUGCAUUUUCAACGUUAUUUGAGACACUGCAGUCCUUGUUUUGGUCAAUAUUUGGGCUCAUCAAUUUAUAUGUGACCAAUGUCAAAGCACAGCAUGAAUUCACUGAGUUUGUUGGUGCCACCAUGUUCGGGACAUAUAAUGUCAUCUCUCUGGUUGUCCUACUCAACAUGUUAAUAGCUAUGAUGAAUAACUCUUACCAACUUAUUGCUGACCAUGCAGAUAUAGAAUGGAAAUUUGCUCGAACAAAGCUUUGGAUGAGUUAUUUUGAAGAAGGAGGUACUCUGCCUACUCCCUUCAAUGUCAUCCCAAGCCCCAAGUCUCUCUGGUACCUGAUCAAAUGGAUAUGGACACAUCUGUGCAAGAAAAAGAUGAGACGAAAGCCAGAAAGCUUUGGAACAAUAGGGGUAAGAACACACCAUAGGCGAGCUGCUGAUAAUUUAAGAAGACAUCAUCAAUAUCAAGAAGUUAUGAGGAACCUGGUGAAGCGAUAUGUUGCUGCAAUGAUUCGAGAUGCUAAAACUGAAGAAGGCCUUACAGAGGAGAACUUUAAGGAACUCAAACAAGACAUUUCUAGUUUUCGUUUUGAAGUGUUGGGAUUACUAAGAGGAAGCAAACUUUCCACUAUACAAUCCACUAACGGCACAAAGGAGUCCUCCAACUCAGCAGACUCAGAUGAAAAGAGUGAUAAUGAAAGUAGUAAUAAGGACAAGAAAAAGAAUUUUAGCCUUUUUGACUUAACUACUCUGAUUCAUCCAAGGUCGGCAGCGAUUGCCUCUGAAAGACACAACAUAAGCAAUGGCUCUGCCCUCGUGGUGCAGGAGCCCCCAAGAGAGAAGCAGAGAAAAGUGAAUUUUGUGACUGAUAUAAAAAACUUUGGAUUAUUUCAUAGACGAUCAAAACAAAAUGCUGCUGAGCAAAAUGCAAGCCAUAUCUUCUCUGUUUCAGAAGAAGUUGCUCGUCAACAGGCUGAGGGAGGACCUCUUGAGAGAAAUAUUCAACUAGAAUCCCGAGCAUUAGCUUCAAGGAGUGACCUGAACAUUCCCGGUCUCAGUGAACAAUGUGUACUAGUGGACCACAGAGAAAGGAAUACGGACACAUUAGCUUUGCAGGUAGGCAAGAGAGUGUGCUCCUUCAAGUCAGAGAAAGUGGUGGUAGAAGACACUGUUCCUAUCAUACCAAAGGAAAAACAUGCCAAGGAGGAGGACUGUAGUACAGACUAUGACUUAUCCCUCACAGAAACAAUCAACCACGAAGAUUAUGUGACAACAAGAUUGUGAUACUUGAAGGAGGAAGAGUUUACCAUGCAUAUAUAUAUUUUCCAUAGUGCUCUGGGCAGGGCAAUAUGUUUAAAAUUAAAUUAGCAAAUGCUAACUUACACUUUAUAUAGCAUUUAUCAACUGUGGCAUAUUAACUUGUAACAUGUUCAAAUAAGGAAAAGGCUAUCAAAAACCCUUCUGUUUUGUAGUCUGCUUUUGCUUUCACAAUGUUUUACAAUAUUUUUGUUAAUAAAUAAAUGUACCUUGUAUUCUUGUACUGUUGCAAUAA